GAGUUCCUGAAAAGCAACUAACUCACCCAUCUUAGUUUCAAGGAGGCUUUGUGGAAUGUUUAAUUGUUUCCAAUGUUUGCCUUUUUGCUCCUAAAUUUCUUGUUCCUCAUUCAACCAACUUCUCAGGUAUCAGAGCCUGACACUUUUCUGAUACACAAUGAAUACUUAAAUCUUUGUAUACAACCUCAAAAAUCUCGUUCUAUCAUUCUGGAGAGCUGCAACAUGGAUAAUGAGUGGCAAAAUUUUAAGUGGGCUUCCGAAGAUCAAAUAUUGAACAUGGCAACUAAGCUGUGUCUAGCAGUGCCUUCAAAUGCCAGCCUGGUUCAGCUCACACUUUCUCCCUGUAACAAGACCAGUGAACUUCAGAAAUGGGCCUGCAGAAAUGAGACCCUUCUGGCACUUGGGGAGGAAAAUCUGUUUUUACAACCAGCCAGAGGACGUAAGGGCAAUAUUAUACUAUCUAAAAUACCCACCACAAAGAGUAACUGGAAGAUCUAUGGAACAAAAGACAGUUUGUGUUCCAAGGGAUAUGAAGCUCUGUUUACCUUAGAAGGCAAUUCCCUUGGAGCCCCAUGUGUAUUCCCAUUCAAGUAUAUGAACAAGUGGCAUGCAAAGUGUAUAACAGAUGAUGAUGAAAAUGCACGACUCUGGUGUGGAACAACAGCAGAUGUAAAUGAAAACUCUCUAACAGGGUAUUGCCCAGUGAAAGAUGACCAUGAUGAAUUCUUCUGGACCAAAAACCAUUGGACAGGAGAUCUGUACCAGAUCAACUCCCUUUCAGCUCUCACAUGGUACCAAGCAAGACGUAGCUGUCAGCAACAGAAUGCAGAAUUACUGAACAUAAGAGAGCUACAUGAACAAACAUACCUGACAGGAUUAACAGGUGGUAUGGAUGGUGACUAUUGGAUAGGCCUUAACAAUUUGGAUUCUGACAAUGGGUGGAAAUGGGCUGGCAACCAUCCUUUCCCAUAUUUAAACUGGGCUCCAGGUAGUCCAUCUCCAGAAUCAGAAAAAAUCUGUGGCUCAAUGCAGUCUAAGAAUGGUAACUGGGUAAAUUAUAAGUGUGACCAGAGACUUGGAUACAUUUGCAAAAAAGAAAACUCCUCACUUGAUUCUUCAGUUAUUCCUGCAGAUGACUUAAAACCAAUUAAAUGUCAAGAUGGUUGGAUUGCAUACACAGGGUACUGUUACUGUCUUCAUAGAGAACCGAAGACAUGGAGUGAUGCAUUGUUGUCCUGCCGAAAGGCAGAUGGAGAUUUAAUAAGUAUACACAACAUUGAAGAAUACAGCUUUGUGAUUUCUCAGCUUGGUUACAAAACAACAGACCUUCUGUGGAUAGGACUGAAUGACCGGAAGACCCAAAUGUAUUUUGAAUGGAGUGAUGGUACUCCAGUAAGAUUUACCAAGUGGCAGCGAGGAGAACCCACACACAUAAAAAAUAUACAGGAAGACUGUGUCAUCAUGAGUGGAGAGAAUGGGUCCUGGGGUGAUUCUUACUGUGAAGAUGAAUUUGGUUAUAUCUGUAAAAGAAAACCUUUGUCAUCUGUUCCUGAAGAAGCCGAACCGGAUGACCCAAAAUGCCAGAAAGGCUGGAAAAAACACGGUUUAUAUUGUUACUUCAUUGGAGUGACUGUUGUAACAUUUUCAGAAGCAAAGAUAUUCUGUGAAGCAAACAAGGGAUUUUUAACUACAGUGGAGGACAGAUAUGAACAAGCCUAUUUGACUAGUCUAGUUGGACUGCGUACUGAAAGCUAUUUCUGGAUAGGCCUUUCAGAUGUUCAACAUCCAGGGACAUUCAGAUGGACCAAUGGAGAUAACAUCCUCUUCACCCACUGGAAUUCAGAUAUGCCUGGGCAACGUCCUGGUUGUGUGGCCAUGAGAACAGGAACUGCAGCUGGAUUAUGGGAUGUUGUGGAUUGUGAGGAGAAGGCAACUGUCCUCUGCAAACGAUGGGCAGAAGGUGUGACACCUCCACCAGUCCCAGCAACAACUACCCAAGCCCCAUGCCCAGAAGGAUGGAGCUCCAGCCCAACUAGGAAUGUAUGCUUCAAAGUAUUUCUUUAUGAAAAACGUAAAAAGAAAUCAUGGCUGGAAGCACGAGAUUUCUGUAGAGCAAUUGGAGGAGACCUGGUUUCUAUUCACAGUUAUGAAGAGAAUCUCUUAUUAAAGAGACUCAUGCUUUCAGAGGGAGCCUGGCUUGGUUUAAAUAGAUUAGACCCUGAGAAAGGAUGGACUUGGAGUGAUGGAUCGCCUCUAGACUUUGAAGACGCACAUGAAAACUCAUCCCCUUACCUAAAUACGCAACCAACUUGCAAAAGCUUGUAUAGAUAUUAUUCAAAAUGGAGAACCUCUUCAUGUGAGUUUUUGAUUAACUGGAUUUGCCAAAUAACAAAAGGUGUAUCCUUAAAACCAGAACCAAGAGAUACUUUUGACUAUUCUUUCAAAAUUGUUGAAGAUGGUUGGAUUGAGUAUGGGAGCAAUGAAUAUUAUUUCAGCAAUGCCACUUUGCCUGCAGAAAGGGCCCAAGCAUUCUGCAAGAAGCAUGGUGGUGGUCUCACAGUCAUUGAGACUGAACGCGAAAGAAAGUUUUUGUGGAAAUAUAAUUACCGUUAUGGAGCUGGCUAUAACGCUUACAUUGGUUUAAUUCUGAGUCUGGAUGGAAAGUUUGGCUGGAUGGAUGGAUCUCCAGUGACAUAUGUAUCUUGGGCCCCUAAUGAACCCAACUUUGCAAAUGAUGAUGAAAAUUGUGUGGUUAUGUAUUCUAACACAGGCUUAUGGAAUGAUAUAAAUUGUGGCGCUGAGAACGGCUUCAUUUGUAAAAGACACAAUAGUUCUGUCGAUUCACCUGUCACUCCCACAUCACCUGAGCCUCUUGGAGGAUGCGCUGAAGGCUGGCUUUUGUUUGAUAAUAAGUGCUUCCGAAUAUUUGGUUUUAAUGAAGGAGAGAGAAGGAACUGGUCUGAUGCACGCACUGAAUGCAAAAACCUAGGAGGAAACCUGGCUUCCAUAACAAGCCAAGCUGUUCAAGCUUUCCUUAUAGUACACAUAAAAAGCACUUCAACUGACCCCUGGAUUGGACUGAAUGAUAUUAAUCAGGAACACCAUUUCUUAUGGACAGAUGGAAGUGGUGUCUACUACACAAACUGGGCCAAAGGUUCCCCCAGAUAUAAUGGUGAUUGUGUUUCUAUGGUGAAAAAGCCUGAGAUGUUAGUAGGAAAUUGGAGAGACGAAAGAUGUAGAACUAAGAAAAGCUACAUCUGUCAAAAGAAGACUGAUACUAUAUUAUCUCAACAUGAAACAACACUUCCAGCCGCUGAGUAUACCCUUUAUGGAAACAGCAGCUAUUCUCUUGUUAGCCCCAAAAUGACAUGGGAAGAUGCAAGAAAAAAGUGUAAAUCUGAAAAUUCAGAGCUUGCCAGCAUUUUAAAUCCUUACACGCAGUCAUUUUUAUGGCUACUGGUUUUAAAAUACAAGGAACCUGUGUGGAUCGGCCUAAAUAGCAAUCUGACCGAUGAGAAAUACAAAUGGAUAAGUAACUGGAGGCUGAUGUAUACCAACUGGGCUGCUGAAGAGCCAAAAAAGAAAAUUGCCUGUGUCUACUUGGACCUUGAUGGUCACUGGAAAACAGGCACUUGCAAUGAAACGUAUUUCUCUGUCUGUGAGAAAUAUCAUGGUAUAAUCCCAACAGACCCUCCUGAAGGCCCAGGAAGAUGCCCAGAAUCAAAAGUAUACCACAGAUCUUGGAUUCCUUUUCGGGCUCAUUGCUAUGCUAUCUACCCUAUGAGAGUAGCCUGGUCUAGAGCAUCCAUGCUAUGUGCUCAUCUAGGUGGCACUUUGACUUCCAUAGAAGAUUUAGCUGAAAUGAAUUUUUUGCUGAUACACACUCAAGAAUUCACUGAAACAGAAUUUUGGAUAGGAUUAUUUAAAAAUGUGGAUGGAGAGUGGAUUUGGCAAGAUAACACUGAAGUGGAUUUUAUGAACUGGAAAUAUGAAGUACCUAGAACAUUUUUUACACCAUAUGAACAUGAUGGCCAUAGAGUUACUUUUCGAGAACAAUGCAUUUCCAUGAAUAGCCAAAAUGGGAAAUGGAUUGGUGAAGGCUGCAAUUAUCCAGAGAAAGGAUUUAUUUGUAAAACAUCCAAGAUUCCCGAAGAGCCAACUAAAAAGCCUACAGAAGAGAAACAACAAGCAAAGGUUCCUGCAUCAGCACAUGGCACAAUUGUGAUUGUCGGUCUCCUGGUAAUGCUUAUCCUUAUCAGUGCAGGCAUUACAGCCUAUAUUUUCUCCAAAAGACGAAGGAGACAACUGCAAACCACUGCUGGGUUUGGCAACUCCUUGUAUCAGGACAAUGUUGUUAUCCUUCAGAAUGACUCAGACUCUCUUGCGGACAACAAAACAGAAGAUUAAUACAUUUUCCUGUAAUCUCAUUGGACACAACAGAAAUGAUAUCUAAGUAGAAGGAUAUACCAUUGCACUGUUUAUAAAUUCAUAGAAGUAACCAUUUGAAAAAUAUUCAGUUUAAGCUGUAACUCUCUGCAACAGGAGGGGCAAUUACUGGGACUUAGGAAAGUUACAUUGGUUUUCUGAGCCCUGGAAAGCUAAACCCCAAAUGGGGUGAAGGGUGUAAAAAAAAUCUAAAAAUAAUCUGUAUCAUGCCUUAUCCAAGCCUCUCGGGCUGCACUAUUGCACCCCCUGACCUGUAAUGGACUUCUAUCAUAAUAGGAAGAGCCUGGCUGCCCCCUUCAAAUGUUGAAGAACAUGAAGUCCCUGAGAAGGUUGAAAAACUGCUUUGGGCUGCAAGUGGUUUGUAGCCCAAAUUUUCCAAACUAGAAUAAAAACUACUAGUGUGGAAUGUUCUGAUUGUAGAAGGGCUAUUAAGUGAGAGCAUAUGUUAUACAGAAUAUUUGCAAAUUAAAGAUCAUUUGAUUUAUAAAAUUAAGAAACCUCUUUAAAAUGAUCUUCUUUAAAAAGAACUCUACAGGUGCAGCUCACAACGCUUAAUUGCACAAAGAGUUCUUGAUGAUGUGAUGCAUGUUUCUGCCUGCACAGUGCCUCUACUCAUCUUUUAGGUAUUGCUGUGUAAGGUUUAUAGCUAUGUGUUUCCCCCCUGUGUUUCCUUAAUGUUACAAUGGAAUAUUUAGCCUCCUGCAUCUUUUAGUUCUCCCUGACAUAUAUUUUUCCACCUUCUUUACAUGUGUGCAUUUCACUCUGAAGCUUCUCAAAGAAAACCACAAUGUCAAGGGUGAAACAGAAAACACAUUAAUAUUGGUUCCCAAGUUCUCUUACAUUGCCUUAAAGUGGUUCUUUCCCUCAGGGAUGAUAGCACUAAAAGAGCAAGUGCAUGAAUGAAUAAUGGGAAGUGGAAUGAUGAAUUAGUAAGAAGAAAAACCCAAAAGAAAUCAGGAUAAUUAAAAUCCUGUUCAGGACAAUCAAUAUCGUAAUGUUCCUUGUCAUCAAAAAUAAAAGUCUACAAGCACUCACUGCCCCUUUACCCUGCUUUUCUAACUGCAAUGUACUUUGAAGCAUAGGAUUGGAAUUUCAGGGACACAUCUUUGGGCCUAAUUGAAAAAAAUACUCCUCUUGUUUGUGCCACAAAGAUGAAUCAUACUUUAAAGUCAUCAGAGAAGUACAUGCAUAAAUGGGUCCCUGUGGUAUACAGUCUACAGUUUGUCCUUGGAGAAGAGAAGCUCAAGUUAUAUUUUUUCAUCUCCCCAGUUGUUCACUAGUUGGUCCUGGGCAACUGGUGAUGUUUCUACUUAACCUAUGCUAUGGAUUUGCUGAUGGACAAAUGAUAUCAACUCAUGUAGGAGAAGUUUAAUAGAAAGCAGGUAUGCACACACUCUUUCUUGCAGCUUUUAAACAUACUUUUAAAAUAUUUUUGCUCUGGGAAGCUUUUUAUGAUACAUUUUUAUACUCAUGAUGAUUUGUCUAGUUUAGUUUAAUGCUGAUGCUUACUGUCUUUUAUAUUAUUAGCUCAUUUGUCAUGAAAUGUUUUAGAAGAUGUUACAAAAAUAUCAAAAUAAA
This is a messenger RNA of Sceloporus undulatus (fence lizard), 6024 nucleotides long. Its product is annotated as macrophage mannose receptor 1-like. The coding region runs from base 73 to 4407 and encodes 1444 amino acids. The record is from RefSeq and is a predicted model, not a curated record. NCBI's taxonomy places the organism in Eukaryota, Metazoa, Chordata, Lepidosauria, Squamata, Phrynosomatidae. Gene Ontology annotation, molecular function: signaling receptor activity. The transcript has 30 exons.